AUGCUCACUACCAAAAAGCUAGGAGGUUUAUUCCUCUGUUUGGUGCUGCUUGCAUUGUUUCGGCACUCUGCUAGUGACGGUAAGGUACAUAACUACCUUCAGGACCGCCAAAUUGGGCUCUGGGGCAAACCAAGAAACGUUGCACUAUCGGUGGACCAGGUCAUGAAUCACCUCAAUUUUGAUGUGGAAUAUAAUGGAACUUCAGACGAGUUGGUCUCGCAGAAUAUGGGGCUCUACAAAGAGGUUUACGGCAAGAAGAUAGACGAACCCAAGACCGCUAAGUUGACAUACAACCAGUUGCACUCCGUGGAAUAUGAGCUUGCUAAUGCCACCCUUCUCACUCUGGUUAGAAACAAGGAAUUGGAAGACAUUGUGUUCACCAUUCGGCAGAUCGAAGAGACAUGGAAUCAUCAAUUCCACUACCCUUAUACUUUUAUGAACGACGAAGAGUUCACGGAAGAAUUCAAGCAGACGGUCAAACGCCACACGAGUGGUGAGUGCUACUUUGCGGUAAUUCCAAGCGCCAUGUGGGCCAAGCCUGCGCAUAUUGAUGCAACAAAACAAAAGCAAGGUGUGGCGAAGUUACAAGACAACAAGGUGCAGUAUGCAGGCAUGGAGUCGUAUCACAACAUGUGCCGGUUUAACUCUGGGCUCUUUUACCAUUUGGAAGAACUCAAGAAAUUCAAGUGGUAUUGGCGGUUCGAGCCUGCUACAAACUACUUCUGCCAUGUGGAUUACGACAUCUUCAAGUUCAUGGAGGACAACAACAAGACAUAUGGCUUUACCAUCUCGUUGUACGACGACCCACUAACAGUGGAGACUUUGUGGCCAGUGACCUUGGAUUAUAUCCGUGCUAAUCCACACAGCGUCAAUCCAAACGGUGCUUUCAAAUGGCUGACAGAUGUCAACCAGAAUCCGGAUAUCACCAAACAGGCUAACGGUUAUUCUACCUGUCAUUUUUGGUCUAAUUUUGAGGUUGCCAAUAUGGACUUCUACCGUGACGAACCUUACUCCAAAUGGUUUGAUGCUCUUGACAAGAAUGGAGGGUUCUAUUACGAGCGCUGGGGUGAUGCUCCUGUUCAUUCAAUAGGCGUGGGUCUCUUUGAAGACAAGUCUAAGGUGCAUUGGUUCCGCGAUAUCGGAUACCAUCACUCACCCUACAGUAACUGCCCCAACAGUGAACGCUGCAGUCGGUGCAAGAAGGGCGACUUUGCGAACUCCGAGCUGGACAACCAGAACUGUCUGAGCAACUGGAUCAAGUACGAGAUGACGUUCAAGGACUUGCAACAGUACUGA
Messenger RNA from Kuraishia capsulata CBS 1993, 1296 nucleotides. RefSeq lists its product as uncharacterized. The coding region runs from base 1 to 1296 and encodes 431 amino acids. Gene Ontology annotation, biological process: cell wall mannoprotein biosynthetic process; protein N-linked glycosylation; protein O-linked glycosylation. The transcript has a single exon. The record is from RefSeq and is a predicted model, not a curated record. Gene Ontology annotation, cellular component: membrane; Golgi apparatus. Gene Ontology annotation, molecular function: alpha-1,2-mannosyltransferase activity. Lineage: Eukaryota; Fungi; Ascomycota; Pichiomycetes; Pichiales; Pichiaceae.